GUCAAUAAUACACAGUGCUGCUUGUCAUUUGUGUGCUUCGAUUGUUUGCUUUACUGUUUCCUAACGUUUUAUUUUGGACUCUUGAAGGAAUUUAAUUCAAAAUAAGUUAUUCUAAUUUUAGUGACUGAUGUCUUGUUAGUUAACUUUCUAUGUGCAUUUGCGUCUAUUAGUUUAGUUUAUGUGUGCAGCGGAGCGAUUAUUAUUUUUUAUUUAUAGUAAAUAAUAACGCAACAAUAAAUUAAUGUUUUUGAAUUAUAUAGACGACAAAACCCGGGCUUUAGUGUAACUUAACAACAAUCAAAUGCCAAUUGCCGCUAGAUUUUCGAUGACAAAUUUAAUCGGGGUGUGUGUGAGAGCGCGGUGGGACUAUGUUGUUUCUCAGUGCCUUAGCGAUCGGUAUGAUAGGUGGGCUGCAGAAUGUGACGACGGAAGUGCCUGCUCCCAGCAGUGACGGCAGUGAGGGUAGCGCGGUGACGAGCGUAGCGGAGCGGGCCGUGCGCGAGAUGGGGCUGGUGGAGACGACAAAGUUGUCGGGCCAGUCAGGGGACCUGGUGAACGUGACGGUGCACGAGCGGCCCUCCAUGUGGGACAUGUACCUGAACCACUGCCCGAAGUGGCGGCCCGUCAACCAUGUGUUUUUCCAAGUGGCCAAUGUGUUCUUCCUGCUGUCGUUCCUGGCGCCGCAUACGGCGAGCGGCCUGGUUUGGCUGCGCGUGGCUCUGAUGCUGGGCUGCGCCUUUUCCGGCAUGUGGGCGUGGAGCAUCGAGUGCUACCUGGACGCUGUGCUCUGGAACAGUGCUUUUAUUGUGAUAAACUUCAUUUACUUCUCCAUACAGUUUUAUUUGAUGCGCCCUAUCAAGUUCCACAAGGAUAUUGAGGAGGUGUACGUGGCACUCUUCAAACCACUUCGUGUCUCCAGACGGCAGUUCCGUCGCGUGCUGAUGUGCAUGCGCAACGUGCGGCACUUAAAGUGCCACGAGUUGUACGCACACGAGAAGGUCACUAAAGUGGACAGCCUCUCCUUAGUGCUGUCUGGCAAACUUGUGGUGUCUCAGAAUCAGCGGGCGCUGCAUAUAGUGUUUCCUCAUCACUUCCUCGAUUCGCCAGAGUGGUUUGGCGUGUCCACAGAUGAGUUUUUUCAGGUAUCAAUAAUGGCCAUGGAAGAGUCCCGUGUGCUGGUGUGGCACCGCGACAAGCUGAAGCUCUCCAUCAUGUCGGACGCCUUCCUGCAAGCAGUCUUCGAUCACAUACUGGGUCGAGACGUUGUUCACAAACUCAUGCAGGUGAGCGAAACUAUGGCGGUUUCGAAUGGUCACCUGCCGAACAGUUAUGAGGAGGGUGAGGACAAACCAAUGUUAGUUGUGAAGAAGGCGGGCGAUGGACCUGGCAUCACCGCCUUGCUGAACCGCCAGUUACAAGCGACAGACCCAAAUGCGUGGCGCUUGGGCCGAAUAGAGGAAGCCGACCACGAGACGCCAGUGUGAGGCCGGGCCUUGCACGUAGCGGUGCGUCCGCGCAACAAACGCCCGCGCCGCUAGUGCAAAAUACACCUUAACUCGUAAGGCAUAAGGUUCACCAGACUGAGCCGGGCUCGUCGGACCUGGCUACCUCAAUAAUGAACUCUAUGUCGAGGACUGUAGGAUACAAAAGUCGAACGUUCAUAUCGUAUAUAAUUAUGUAGAUCUUAUUACAGGAAGUAAGUUGUGUGAAGUGCUGUGGCUUGAGCUGGAAGAUUGGAAGUGCGUAAUGUCGAUGUUCUGGCAAAUUCUAUUGAUUCAAUAGACGAUUAUUUUACUACUUUCACUUACGAAUUAUAGUUUAAUAAUUCGAUUAUAGUGAUAAGAUAAAUAGAAUACUAUCUAGAUGUUCAGACAAAGAUUUUUUGAAAUCAUUCCGUA
Spodoptera exigua (beet armyworm) is the source of this 1898-nucleotide messenger RNA. The record is from the annotation of a GenBank genome assembly. Lineage: Eukaryota; Metazoa; Arthropoda; Insecta; Lepidoptera; Noctuidae.